Molecule: messenger RNA, 3392 nt
Organism: Aspergillus japonicus CBS 114.51
Lineage: Eukaryota; Fungi; Ascomycota; Eurotiomycetes; Eurotiales; Aspergillaceae
Product: putative regulatory protein Ral2
Exons: 1
Coding region: 352-3186 (944 amino acids)
Biological process (GO): cell redox homeostasis
Cellular component (GO): cytosol; mitochondrion
Molecular function (GO): protein binding
Source: RefSeq, a predicted model, not a curated record
CCCAUUUAGACGUCGAAGAUCACCCGACCGCUUUUCCACCAACGUUGCUGUCAAAAUUUCUUUCUAGGUCUGUGCUGCUGUGGCACGCAAGGGUGGCGUCUAACCCUCUUUUAUGACUGUGAUGAUCCUCGAUCGUUUCGACCCUUUCCCUUCCUCUCCUUAAACGCCCAUCCCCGGAAAAGCAAUUCCUGACCCUGGGUACUACAAGCGGGCGGCACUUUCUCCUACGAUACGUACGCGCAAAGAGUCACGAUAGCGACAAAGUUCUACCGAGCGGUUUCCUCGAUUACAAGGCGCCCACUCAUCUUUCCUGCGGGUUGAAGGUAAACAGACCUCGGAAAUACCCUCAAGAUGAUGUCCCGAAGCCAGUCGAGCCUGGGCUUCUUGGAUACAGGCAGAGACGACCCAUCUGCGACGGGAAUCUCGCCUCGACUUCAGCAAACCCAACAGCAGCCGCAAUCCUCCAACUCCGGUGGUCCGAUCAACCUGUCAGGUCUGGUAUGCAAUGUCCGUCGGACCACCGGCAGAGAGCCGCACCCUCUCGUGGGCGCAACGACAACCAUCCUGGGCGAUAAGCUAUACGUGUUCGGAGGCCGGGUGCUCUCCAAGAGUCGUCCGCAGCUGACGUCGGACAUAUACGAGCUGGACUUGAUCCGGCGUCACUGGACCAAGAUCGAGGCGACCGGCGAUAUCCCCCGCCCGCGGUAUUUUCACAGUGUCUGCGCCCUGGGGGACCAUAAACUCGUCUGCUACGGCGGUAUGUCGCCUGCUCUCAAUGUGUCCAAGGACCCUGCUGCCGCGAGCGGGGGAGUGGGGGGUCAGGAUGCUCAACCGGAAGUCGUGGUCAUGUCAGAUAUCCACAUCUUUGACGUGCCCACCCGGACCUGGACCCGCGUCCCGGCCAUCGAUUCCCCCCAGGGUCGCUAUGCACACUGUGCGACGAUUCUGCCCUCCAGCGCCCAUUUCACUUCAGCCACCGCACCUCUUUCGGCUAUACACCAUAACCCGGCGUCUUCGAAUCCGCACCAGGGCACGAUCGGAGUGGAUAUUGAUGGUUUUGGGGGUGCUGAGAUGGUCGUGGUCGGGGGACAAGAUAGUUCCAACCAUUAUAUCGAGCAGAUCAGUGUCUUCAACCUUCGGAGUUUGAAGUGGAUGAGCACCAGCACGCUUGGCCGCAGCUGUGGUGCUUACCGCAGCGUGGUUGCUCCCUUGCUGGGCAUGAGUGUCUCGGAGAUCGGCUCGGCGGCCGAGGAUCGAGAUGCACAGGCGCCUAUUGAGGACUCCCAGGCCGAGGGAUGCCCUAUGCUUAUUUACUCUAAUUACAACUUUCUGGAUGUCAAGUUGGAGCUUCAAGUACGCUUGCCGGACGGUCGCUUGGUCGAGAAACCCAUGCAAAGUCAGGCCUCGCCCCCGGGGUUGAGGUUCCCCAACGGAGGCGUCAUUAACGGUCAUUUCGUUGUCAGUGGUACCUAUUUGACUUCCUCGAAGCAGGAAUAUGCCCUCUGGGCACUGGACUUGAAGACCCUUACUUGGGGUCGAAUUGAUGCUGGCGGCUCGGUCUUCGGUCAGGGUAGCUGGAACCGUGGAGUCUUGUGGUCGAGAAGGAACACUUUUGUAAUUCUGGGCCACCGAAAACGCAGCCUGGUGGAAGAUUACAAUCACCGGCGUAUCAACUUCUCACACGUGUGCAUGGUAGAAUUGGAGGCUUUCGGUCUCUACAACAAUGCGUGCCGGACUGCGCCUACCUCGGGCUACGUUUCCUACAGUGCGCCGUCUGUACCGGCUUCUCUCCAGUCGAAGCUCACCAAAUUGACCUCUGGAGGACGACCGUUCUCUGCAGCCUCAGACGAACUAGGCCGUCUCGCCCACUCGCUACCUGAAAUGGCAGAUAUGGAGCUCCAGGCGGUGGGAGGGGAACGGAUCCCCGUCAACUCGCGCAUCCUGACACGCCGAUGGGGUCCCUACUUUAUUCAAAUACUCCGCGAAUCCUGCGACGGGGGACUCUCUGACUCUGCUACUCUUCGUCCUGCGGUUGCCAUGUAUCCCAGCCGCAACUCAAGCAUUACCAUCACCCCCUCGAUCGGCCAGAACAGCAACUAUUCCAACGCCAGCACGCUUGUCAGUAACCGCUCCGUCACCUCUAAAUCAUUACUAGCGAACCUCGAGAUACCCUCUGCGCAUUCUCUAUCGCCUACCGCUCGUCCCCGUGUACUCUACCUACCGCACACCUACCUCACCCUCCAAGUCCUCGUCUACUAUUUCUACACAUCCUCCUUGCCCGCGGUGGGCUCCUCUCUCUGCACCCCACAGAUUCUCUGCUCCCUCCUCCAACUUGCCCGCCCUUAUCAGGUCGACGGCCUCCUCGAAGCCACCGUCGAACGCCUCCACCAAAUGCUCGACGGCCGCAACGCCGCGGCCGUCUUCAACGCGGCCGCCAUGGCCGCGGGAGGAGGCCGUGGGACCGGGUUCGCCAGCGGGCUUGGUGGCACUUUGGAAACCCUCAACGGCGCCCACGCGGCCGCGACCGCCGCCGCGCAAGAUCCCUCUGCCCUGACCACCACGACCACCAACACCACCGCCACCACGCAACCCUCCUCAGCAGCCCAAAGCAACCUCACCUCCGACUCGUCCGACACAGAACACGGCACCACCGCGUCGGCCGCCCUCUCGACGGCCAGCAGCGCCAGCGGCGUCGGGGCCCCCUCCACCUCGCGCGGCAUCCCCCUCCGCAUCAACACCAACAUCUUCAGCCGCCGCCAACGCCACAGCGACCGCGAGCGCGCGCGUGAGCGGGAACGCGAGCGGGAACGCGAACGGGAGGUGGAGCUCGAGCGCGAACGAGACCGCGAAGACUCGAUCAGCAACGCCAGCACCGCCACCUCGGCCUCGGCCUCGACGAACACCAGCUUCGACCAGUCCGACUCAGAAUACGGCGGCGGCGAAUCCGCCGGCCGCGCCCGCUCCUCGUCGCAUCACCGCCGCAACACGGACGCCGAGCUCCGGCCCGAGCGUGAGAUCUGGACCGGCGACCUCAGCAGCGUCAUCGGCCUGCAGAAGCGGGGUCUCCGAGGGCUGAUGGAGGGCCGCCGGCUGCGGGAGCGCACGGCCAACCCCACGCCCAACGGCAGUAACGGGGUGAAACCGGGUAGUGCGGCGGUGAGCUUGAAUGGAAAUGGAGUGGAGUAGUAGUAUUAGUAAGAGUAGGCCUUCAGCAUUGGGGUUUGCGGGAAUUGUUUUUUUCUCAUUUGAAAGAUCUUCAUUCUAAGAGAGCGGGAGAGAGAGAAAGUGCGUGCGUUUUCCAUAUUCGAGUAUAUAUUGUAUCUAACUUCACUUGGACUGGAUAAUUUGGGGGCCGGAAGGAAGGUUGGUAGAUAGUAAUGAUGAACGAUGCA